This is a messenger RNA of Hevea brasiliensis (rubber tree), 3059 nucleotides long. RefSeq names its product exocyst complex component SEC3A. Gene Ontology annotation, cellular component: plasma membrane; exocyst. The record is from RefSeq and is a predicted model, not a curated record. The coding region runs from base 162 to 2831 and encodes 889 amino acids. Gene Ontology annotation, biological process: exocytosis; Golgi to plasma membrane transport. NCBI's taxonomy places the organism in Eukaryota, Viridiplantae, Streptophyta, Magnoliopsida, Malpighiales, Euphorbiaceae. The transcript is spliced from 25 exons. Gene Ontology annotation, molecular function: phosphatidylinositol-4,5-bisphosphate binding.
GAACAGUCGUUAAAGUCCCUGAUGAGGAAAAAUAAAAAUCAAUUAAACUGACAAGGAAGAAAUUAGACACGCUUGCUCUUGCUCAUCUCUUCCCCCUCACCUCUCUUUCUUUCGCAAACUCUCACACCUGGGCGAGCCAAGCAACUGAAAGGACAACAUAAAUGGCGAAAUCGAGCGCCGAUGAUGAGGAGCUCAGGAGAGCCUGCGAGGCUGCAAUCGAAGGCACCAAGCAGAAGGUCGUCAUGUCGAUCCGCGUCGCCAAGAGCCGAGGGAUCUGGGGCAAAUCUGGCAAAUUGGGUCGCCAAAUGGCCAAGCCUAGGGUUCUCGCUCUCUCUACAAAAUCAAAGGGUCCUAGGACUAAAGCAUUUCUUCGAGUCCUAAAAUAUUCCACUGGAGGAGUCCUUGAGCCUGCAAAGUUAUACAAGCUGAAGCAUCUUUCAAAGGUGGAGGUUAUAACUAAUGAUCCUAGUGGAUGUACAUUUACCCUGGGAUUUGAUAACCUUAGAAGCCAGAGUGUUACUCCACCUCAGUGGACUAUGCGCAACGUUGAUGAUAGGAACCGUCUUAUAUUUUGCAUCUUAAACAUCUGCAAAGAUGUACUUGGCCGUCUGCCCAAAGUAGUUGGAAUAGAUGUUGUGGAGAUGGCACUCUGGGCUAAGGAAAAUACACCUACACGUGCCAAGGAAAGGAAUCUGCAAGAUGGGCCUGUUGCCACUACAGUGGCAGAAAGUGAAUUGAAAGUCAGUGUCGAAAAAGAACUUGUCUCCCAAGCUGAGGAAGAGGAUAUGGAGGCCCUGCUUGAUACUUAUGUCAUGGGUAUUGGUGAAGCUGAGGCAUUUUCUGAAAGGUUAAAACGUGAACUUCUUGCUCUUGAAGCUGCAAAUGUGCAUGCUAUUCUAGAAAGUGAACCUUUGAUAGAGGAGGUGCUGCAAGGGCUUGAUGUGGCAACAAAUUGUGUUGAUGAUAUGGAUGAAUGGUUAGGCAUCUUCAAUGUGAAGCUUAGACACAUGAGAGAAGACAUUGAGUCGAUAGAAACACGCAAUAACAAGUUGGAGAUGCAGUCUGUAAAUAAUAAAGCACUCAUUGAAGAACUUGAUAAGCUUCUUGAACGGUUGCGUGUCCCUUCUGAAUAUGCUGCAUGCCUAACUGGAGGUUCAUUUGAUGAGGCACACAUGCUUCAAAAUAUUGAAGCAUGUGAAUGGUUGACUGGUGCUUUACAUGGUCUUCAAGUACCUAAUCUGGAUUCUACCUAUGCAAACAUGCGAGCUGUUAAAGAGAAGAGGGCAGAACUUGAAAAACUAAAAACUACAUUUGUUAGGAGAGCUUCUGAGUUCUUGAGAAACUACUUUGCCAGUUUGGUGGAUUUCAUGAUAAGUGACAAGAGUUACUUUUCACAGCGGGGACAGUUGAAGAGGCCUGAUCAUGCAGACUUACGGUACAAAUGCAGAACAUAUGCUCGCUUACUGCAACAUUUAAAGAGUCUUGAUAAGAAUUGCUUGGGGCCUUUGAGGAAAGCAUAUUGUAGCUCCCUUAACUUGCUUCUUCGCCGGGAGGCUCGUGAGUUUGCUAAUGAGCUUCGUGCUAGUACAAAAACAUCAAGAAAUCCAACUGUCUGGCUUGAAGCUUCCACUGGCUCCAAUCAAAAUGCGCAUACUGCAGAUACAUCAUCAGUUUCUGAUGCUUAUGCUAAAAUGCUGACAAUUUUUAUCCCACUACUUGUGGAUGAGAGUUCUUUUUUUGCACACUUCAUGUGCUUUGAAGUUCCUGCACUUGUCCCCCCAGGUGGUGUUGCUAAUGGUAAUAGAAGUGGAAAUUACAAUGACGAGGUCAAUGAUGAUGAUGAUGAUGAUUUGGGUAUUAUGGACAUUGAUGAGAAUGACAGCAAGGCUGGAAAAAAUUCUGCAGAUCUGGCUGCACUGAAUGAAUCUCUUCAGGAUUUGCUUGAUGGAAUCCAAGAAGAUUUUUAUGCUGUUGUUGAUUGGGCAUACAAGAUUGAUCCUCUACGCUGCAUAUCAAUGCAUGGGAUUACAGAGCGAUAUCUUUCUGGUCAGAAAGCUGAUGCAGCAGGAUUUGUGCGUCUUUUACUUGGUGAUCUAGAGUCAAGAAUCUCUAUGCAGUUCAGCCGUUUUGUUGAUGAAGCAUGUCAUCAGAUUGAAAGAAAUGAGCGUAAUGUGCGGCAAAUGGGGGUCUUAUCGUAUAUACCAAGGUUUGCAACUCUUGCAACUCGCAUGGAACAGUACAUUCAGGGGCAAUCUAGGGAUUUGGUUGAUCAAGCUUAUACAAAAUUUGUUAGCAUCAUGUUUGUAACAUUGGAGAAAAUUGCACAGACAGAUCUAAAAUAUGCAGACAUUUUUCUUUUGGAGAACUAUGCAGCAUUUCAAAAUAGCUUGUACGACCUAGCUAAUGUAGUUCCAACGUUAGCCAAAUUUUAUCACCAGGCCAGUGAAGCUUAUGAGCAAGCCUGUACUCGUCAUAUCAGCAUGAUCAUUUAUUAUCAAUUUGAGCGGCUUUUCCAGUUUGCCCGCAAGAUUGAGGAUUUGAUGUACACAAUCACACCAGAAGAGAUCCCUUUCCAGCUUGGAUUGUCAAAAAUGGAUCUGCGGAAGAUGUUGAAGGCUAGUUUAUCUGGGGUUGACAAGUCUAUUAGUGCAAUGUAUAAGAAGUUGCAGAAGAACUUAACUUCAGAGGAAUUGUUACCUUCUUUAUGGGAUAAAUGCAAGAAGGAGUUUUUGGACAAGUAUGAAAGUUUUGUCCAACUCGUUGCAAAGAUCUACCCCAAUGAAACCAUCCCUUCUGUGACAGAAAUGAGAGACCUUCUGGCGUCCAUGUAAUCUUUGUAGAGAGAUUUCUGUUGUAUAAUGCUUUAGAUGUUCUUUUCCUUCUCUUUCUUUCCUUCUUUUUUGGAAAAGUAUUAGAGUCGCGUUAGCCUGAUGUAAUUAUUCUUUUUUGUUCUUUGUUCAAAAAUUUUCCCCAUUAUUGAUUUAUUGGACAAAUUUUUACUUAGCAGAACUGCAUGGUAUGGAACUGGUUCUUGAUAUAAUAAUAUGGAUUUUGAUGAA